AUGCUCGCGACGAAGGAAAGCUCGACAUUGCCGAGCAGACUGCCAGACAUGCCGUCGCCCACUCCUACUGUCACCACGUCAGCCACCUCGUCCGCGAAGAAGAGCAAGGCGCCCAAGGGCAGCGUCAGCACAGGCGUAAUGCCGCCCGAAUCCACUAAGAAACCCACCCCUGCAAAUCCCAAGCCCACCUCGCCAUCACCCAAGAAACCCGCCCCCUCCCCCAAGACCCCCGCGCCAGCUCCUGGGGGAAAGUCGCCCGUUCCGGGCGGGAAAACUCCGUCGACGAAGACCCCUUCGCCUUCGCCGAAGGGCGGUAGCCCUCCCGCCUCACCAAAGCCCUCUCAGGGUAGCCCUAACCUCCCUAAGUCUCCGCCUUCCACGCCGUCCCCGCCCAAGAACACCAGCGCUUCCGGUCAGAAACCUCCCGCCUCACCCACCUCCCCUCCCGUAAGCCCCCCCCCACCUUCCCCCAAGCCCGCGCCCCCGCCAAAACCGCGCCCGACGAAGCGGCGCGACGCGAACGAGACGGUCCCGACGGGGCCGAGCAACGCGGUUGGAUCAGCCGACUGCCAGUACCAAGCCGCGAAGGAGCUCGCGUCGUGCGCCAUGGGGUUCGCGCAGACGGCGGGCGUGAAAGGCGGGCAGGCGCUCGAGGUGACGCGGUACAUCGUGGAGAACGAGUUCGACUCGCUGGACGGCUCGCAGAUGUCGGUGGGGUCGCUGCGCUGGGCGGUGACGUACCUGCGCGAUGGCGCGUACAUCCGGUUCGCGCGCAGCAUGGAGAUCGUGCUGCAGGGGAACCUGUUCCUGCGCCCGCGCACGACGAUCGACGGGCAGGGCUUCCACGUGCGCAUCACCAACGGCAGCAUUGUAAUGCAGAACGUCAACGACGUCAUCGUGCACAACAUCGAAGUAUCGGGGCAGCCGCGCGGCGAUCUGAUCCCGAUCUACAACAGCUCGCGCGUGUGGGUGGACCACUGCCGCCUCUUCGGCGGGCUCACGGGCACCGUCGACGUCGGCAAGGGCAGCACUGACGUCACCAUCUCCAACAACUACGUCAGCAGCUACGGGCAGACGAUGCAGCUGGGGCUGUCCGACGUGGAGAACGCCGAUACGUCGAUGCGCGUCACUCUGUAUCGGAACUGGUUCAACGCGUCGGGCGCCAUGCAGCCGCUGUGCCGCAAGGGGUGGUGCCACGUGGCGAAUAACGUGUACACGAGCUGGGGGUACUACGCGAUCGCGGCGCGCAAGGGCGCCGUGAUCCGGUCCGAGAAGAAUUUCUUCCGGCCUGACCCGGCGGGCAGGCGAAAGGAAGUCACGCCGUACUGGAAAGGAAUGCCCCCGACGGACGGCAGCUACGAUCCGACGGUCACGAUUGUCUCGAUCGACGACUUCCUAGCAGGCAACGCGACGUUCUCGGACACGGCGUAUCGCGGCCCGACGCCGGUAUUCACGCCGCCUUACACGCUGACGUUUCCGAAGAGCACGCGCAUGCUGGAGACGUGGGUGCAGUUCAACGCGGGCCCGAAAUACGACGCGCUCCUAGAACUUGAUCCGCCCAACCCGGCCUUCCUUCCCCCCGCGCCCUCGCCCCCUCCUUCUCCCGAUUCCACUGCCGGCAACGCCACCGCCGGCAACGGCACCGCCGGCAACGCCACCGCCGGCAACGCCACCGCCGGCAACGCCACUGCCGGCAACAGCACCGCCAACAACGGCACCGCUGCCAACGGCACUGUGGCUUCGCCCCCCCCGCCGCCUCCCCCGCCGCCCGAAUCCCCCGACUGCCAGUACGCUCCGGGCGCGAACGGGGCGGAUGGGCUGUCGGCAUGCGCCGUUGGGUUUGCGGCCGCGGCGUUGGCAAGCGGGAAUGGCAGCACUGGCAACACGACCGACGGGAGCAGCGGUGAGCGACCGGUGUACGUGGUUACCCUGGACGAGGACUUCGCAGCGUCGUCGCGACAGGGCUCGCUGCGGUGGGGCAUCUCGAACUACGCGCGCACGGGCGCGGUGUUCCGGUUCGCGCGCGACAUGACGAUCCAGCUGGCGGCGCCGCUGUACGUGAAGUCGCUGACGACCAUCGACGCGCGCGGCAGGAGCGUGAAGCUGGUGGGGGACAGCCUGCUGGUGCAGCACUCGCGCGGCGUCAUCAUCCACAACAUCGAGAUAUCCGGCAGCGUUCGUGCCCCAGCGCACAUAGCCCUAUACAACAGCACGGGCGUGUGGGUGGACCACUGCCGCUUCUCCAACACCUCCACCCUCUCCGGCGCCAUAGAGCUCGCGCGCAACAGCACAGGCGUCACCAUCUCCAACUGCCACUUCGCCUCCAACCAGCAGGGCUUCGCGCUGCACCUCGGCCAGUCCGACUCAGACAAUAUCAACUCCGGCAUGAACGUUACGGUGUACCGUAACUGGUUUGACGGGUCCGCCGUGCCCGCGUGGCAGCCCAUGUGCCGGCUGGGGCUGUGCCACGUGGCGAAUAAUCUGUACACGGGGUGGACGGGAGACGCCAUGGAGGCACGUGUGGCGGCACAGGUGCUUCUAGAGCAGAACCAGUUUCAGGCGGGUGCAGCGUCGCGGCAAGUCGUGGCGAAUACCACGGCGCCGGUGCCGGGGCUGGUGGCAGCUGUGAAUAACACGCUGCUGCAGUGGACGGAUGGGGGGGGAGCGGUGGCUCCGGUGUCUGUCACUUGGGGCCCGGUGUAUGUGGCGGUGGAGGGGGGCGUGCAGGUGUUUGUUCCUCCGUAUGGAUUGGAUCUCAUGCCUUUGGAUGGCAACUUCACUGCGUUUGUCAAGGCCAAUGCUGGCCCUCAUGCCAAGUAG
This is a messenger RNA of Closterium sp. Naga37s-1, 2820 nucleotides long. Lineage: Eukaryota; Viridiplantae; Streptophyta; Zygnematophyceae; Desmidiales; Closteriaceae. The record is from the annotation of a GenBank genome assembly.